This is a messenger RNA of Pseudomassariella vexata, 1233 nucleotides long. Its product is annotated as homeobox domain-containing protein. Gene Ontology annotation, biological process: regulation of DNA-templated transcription. NCBI's taxonomy places the organism in Eukaryota, Fungi, Ascomycota, Sordariomycetes, Amphisphaeriales, Pseudomassariaceae. Gene Ontology annotation, molecular function: DNA binding. The coding region runs from base 1 to 1233 and encodes 410 amino acids. The record is from RefSeq and is a predicted model, not a curated record. The transcript has 3 exons.
AUGCCUGCUCCCCACCAUGCACACCCUGGAUUCCACCGCGAGUUCGCCUGGCAAGCAGCCCGUCCUUCAGACCCACUACACCGGCCACGCAAUGAACCAGAAAAGAUCGCCCUGCCGUCGAUUCGACAGGCUUUUCCAGAGCUUCAGCUCCGAGUCCAACCUCAGGACGGUGGCUUGAGGACACCACCCUGCACAACCUCGCCCACUGCUGGGACCAUGACACCACCAGAAUACGUGCAUUCACCAAAUCAGAACAAAAGAAGGCGGCUUUCUUUCGACGAUGACCGGGAGGGUGAGAGAGCCAGUCAAGUGCCCCGACUGUACGCCAGCCCCAGCCGAAUGCCGACCCGACAGCAGUCACCGCCUUCAGCAGGCCCAAGCCGAGUCCACGAGCAAUGGGGAGGAUCGGCGAGAUCCAGUCCGUACAUGACGAGUGGCGCCCUUUCAUCGAUGGAAAUUCGUGAGCGGCGCGAAGCACGCCCAACUCUUCCAAGCCUACCACAUCUGAUGGAACCCACGGCAGCUCCCACGCCGGCACCUAUGCACCGCGUGCGAAGCCACUCUGGAGACGACUACAUGCACGAGCACAUGAGGCCGGGUAUGGGUCACGGCAGCGGGCCUGGGAUGGAAGCCCACGCUCCCGCAUACAGGCAAGCUAGCUACGGAUUUGGCUACCACCACCCGACACGAAUGCAGUCUCUGUCUCUAGGCUCAAUACAUCCAUUUGUUCGAACGCCAUUUUCUUCGGCAGCGUAUGGUCACCAGUUUCAAGACGCCUUCAUGCGCAUGAGCGAACUGGGCAUGGGUAUGAGCGGUGACAGCAAGCAGCGUAAGCGCCGCGGGAAUCUGCCCAAGGAGACGACCGACAAGCUCCGCGCUUGGUUUGUGGCUCACCUGCAUCACCCAUAUCCGACGGAAGACGAAAAACAGGAACUAAUGAGGCAGACUGGCUUGCAGAUGAACCAGAUCUCCAAUUGGUUCAUCAAUGCCCGCCGCCGGCAACUGCCCACCAUGAUCAACAAUGCCCGGGCCGAGUCCGAUGCUAUGACUGGGCGUGGCGACAGCGCCAAGGUCUUGCCGUCUACUGAAAGGCUUGACUACGAACAACAUCACGACAAUAAGAGGCGGGACAGCGUGCCCUUGAGCGACGGCGACGCUAGCCAUUACGAUGAGGUCGACAUUGACGCCCUGAGUCGGCGCAGGGCCUCCAACAUGAAGCGUGGCAGUAUCUGA